AUGUCUGAGUCGACUCCUGUCCAGGGCAACAACACGCCGGACGCCAAGCAGGAGGGCGGUGUCUCGUUGUCAGCUUCUGUCAACACCACGAGCAGCGACUCAUCUCCCAAGCUGAGCGCCAAUGCCUCGCCCUUCAGGCCAGAGAUGCCCAUCACGCCGCUCGCCAUUCUUAGCCGCCACAGCGACAGCGACGAUGAUCAGCCUGGCCCACUCAUCGUCAGCUCUAACUCGAGCGUGGGACGGGACACACCCAAUGGCGACAAAGGCAAAGGCAGAGUAGACGCUGUCGUUCAGCAGCCUAUCGGCACUCGAGGCCCCAAUGUAGCCCCUGCUCCAGUCCACGUCCACUUUACCACAGACAUCGGCCCUGGUCUGUCGUUCCCGGGGAGUCACUAUCUCGAGGUCAAGGUACCCAUCAGUGACCUCGAUGGUCUCUCCAAGAUCAUGACUGAUCUAAGUACCGAGGAGAAGAUGCUCGGCAUGAAGGUCGAGAGCGGUGGUGGCAACUUCGAGCUGACCUACGGCAUCUGCUUCGACCAUGUCGAGCACACCGAUGAGUUCCACUACUACAUCCAGCACAGCUACCCUGCCUGGACUUCGCGCUACAUCAGCCAGGCCGACUACGCCAAGAUGCCUGAGAAUCGGACCGCCCCAGUCGACAGCAACCAUUUUGACGGACAGAUCAUCAUGGUCGCCACUUUCCAGGGUCCGACUGAUGGCUUCAAGAAUGACGAGGCUGUCAAGACUGCGCGUGACUUUGCUGCAGGCUUUGGCACGGUCAAGGCUUUCAUGCCACUCACCAAGGCUUGGCCGAACAUCGAGUUCCGCGUCGAGUAUCACAAGAUCUCUGAUGCCAAGAAGGCGCUAGACACCGCGAGCAAAGAGGCAGCAAAAGUCGUUGGCUCCUACAAGCUCUUCGUCAAGGAGAUGAUGCUCGCGAAUGCGACAACCGGCGAAGGUGUUGCCGGCCCAUCCCACUACCGUGAGAACAGUCCGACGUCGCACGGCUUUGUGUCUGGCAAUGGUCAGCACAUCAGUGAGACCGGCCGCACUACCUGGUCACUCGAUGACAAUGGCGUGCCUCAAGCUGGCAAGCCGAUGCGUGUCGUUCCGAAGGUCGAUGGCGCUGCCUCGGGUCCUCUCAUCGUGAGCACGCCUCAGCGCGAUCGCUUCCACUCUACCCCUCAGCCAAACACACCUCAAGGCAUGAUGUACGGCACCAUGAUGCCACCUCGCAGCGGGUCCUGGAACGGGCCACUUCAAUUCCGCUCUCCUGAUGAGCAACACGUCUCCACUCCUCAGCAAGUUGAGGUCUGGAGAAUCGGUAAUGGCACGGAUGUGCGUACGACGGUCAUGCUUAGGAAUGUGCCGAACCGUAUGACCUUCGGUGAGCUGAAGAACUACAUCGAUUUUACCUCCAAAGGCAAGUACGAUUUCUUGUACUUGCGUAUUGACUUCGAGAAAAACACCAACGUCGGCUAUGCCUUCAUUGAUUUCGCCAAUCCAGAGGACAUCCUGGAGUUCCUGACCCACCGCAAUGGCACUCGCUGGUCGCAGAGCAAUGGUCGUGUGGUGCACCUGUCUUACGCCACCAUCCAGGGCUACGAUUGUUUGGUCGAGAAGUUCCGCAACUCUGCCAUCAUGCUGGAGAAUCCCGAAUACCGCCCCAAGCUGUACUACACCAGCGAGACGGCGCCGGAGCCUAGCAAGGUUGGCGAGCAGCGUGAGUUCCCGGGCCCGAACAACGUCGCCAAGCAGCAACGCUCCAUUCAGAAUGCUAGCGAGAUGGGUCUGUACACUCCCCACGGCAACCGCAUGCACCGCGAUCGUGGUCGUCGAUCUCAGUAUGAUCGCGGCACACCCGCUCAGCUCCAAGAGGAGAUGUUCUAUCAUGGCACGCCAAUGCAGCAGGGCCAGCUUACCUACGCCGGCUACGGUAACACCAAUAAUGCUUACGCCAGCCCUCAUCAGUAUGGCAAUCAGCACGGCUUCCAGAACAACGGCUAUCCUGUCCACGGUUUCAUGAACGGACAUCCUGGUAACUGCUAUGCAUUCACCCCUCGUAUGGCUGGCCCGCCGCCUUUCUUCCCGCAGAUGGGCGGUUACCAUGAGAUGCCGCCGCCUUACUUGGGCCAUCCAGAAUUCCAGGAUCCCUUCGCAGCCGAUCCUGAUACCGGCGUGUACGGCAACGGCUACAACGGCAAUCAUGUCAUGCAUGUUGGCACUCCUGGCGCUCGAGUCUACACCAUGACCCCUGGCGGCCCUGUCCAGAGCCCGGGCGGCGCCAUGUCUGCCGUCGCUGAGGUUGAUGAGACCGGCUACAACGAGCACCCAGGCCCUCACCACGGCUCUAUGUCGUAG
Messenger RNA from Recurvomyces mirabilis, 2361 nucleotides. RefSeq lists its product as uncharacterized. The record is from RefSeq and is a predicted model, not a curated record. Gene Ontology annotation, molecular function: RNA binding. NCBI's taxonomy places the organism in Eukaryota, Fungi, Ascomycota, Dothideomycetes, Mycosphaerellales, Teratosphaeriaceae. The transcript is spliced from 4 exons. Bases 1 to 2361 code for a protein of 786 amino acids.